Messenger RNA from Sorghum bicolor (sorghum), 1082 nucleotides. RefSeq names its product proteasome subunit alpha type-4-2. Gene Ontology annotation, biological process: ubiquitin-dependent protein catabolic process. The record is from RefSeq and is a predicted model, not a curated record. NCBI's taxonomy places the organism in Eukaryota, Viridiplantae, Streptophyta, Magnoliopsida, Poales, Poaceae. The transcript has a single exon. Bases 127 to 879 code for a protein of 250 amino acids. Gene Ontology annotation, cellular component: proteasome core complex, alpha-subunit complex; cytosol; nucleus.
UCUCGCAAGUAGAUCUCGCGUUAACCUCUCCCGAGUCGCUUGUCCCCCUCCCAAGUUCUCACAAACGCAAACCCCAAUCUCGCCGUCACCGCCCCCAAUCCACCCCAUCUCGCCGCCGCCGCCGCGAUGUCUCGCCGCUAUGACAGCCGCACGACGAUCUUCUCGCCGGAGGGGCGUCUCUACCAGGUGGAGUACGCGAUGGAGGCGAUCGGCAACGCCGGGUCGGCCCUCGGGAUCCUGGCGGCCGACGGCGUGGUCCUGGUCGGCGAGAAGAAGGUGACCUCCAAGCUCCUCCAGACCUCCCGCUCCGCCGAGAAGAUGUACAAGAUCGACUCCCACCUGGCGUGCGCCGUGGCCGGGAUCAUGUCCGACGCCAACAUCCUCAUCAACACCGCCCGCCUCCACGCCCAGCGCUACGCGCUCUCCUACCAGGAGCCCAUCCCCGUGGAGCAGCUCGUCCAGUCCCUCUGCGACACCAAGCAGGGCUACACCCAGUUCGGUGGCCUCCGCCCCUUCGGGGUCUCCUUCCUGUUCGCCGGGUGGGACAAGCACCACGGCUUCCAGCUCUACAUGAGCGACCCAUCUGGCAACUAUGGCGGGUGGAAGGCCGCUGCUGUUGGGGCCAAUAGCCAGGCCGCGCAGUCCAUGCUCAAGCAGGACUACAAGGACGGCUUGACCCGCGAGGAGGCCGUCGCCCUUGCGCUCAAGGUCCUCAGCAAGACCAUGGACUCCACCAGCUUGACUGCCGAGAAGCUGGAGCUGGCCGAGGUGUUUCUGCAGCCUGGCACCGGGGAUGUACAGUACCAGGUGUGCUCUCCUGAGGCGCUGGGGAAGCUGCUUGCAAAGUCUGGCCUGACACAGCCAACACCCGACGCAUAAUGUUCUGGUUUGCUGUGGCUUGUGAUGCCUACUACUGCUCUUAGACAUGGUUUAAGCAGUUAUGCUUCUGUUGUGUGAACCUAAAUAUUCGAUGAUUAUGUGGUCUAAAAUUUUAUGUUGAGCAUCCUUGAUCUGUUAAUGUUUCAUCUGUAACAGUGGAUUGCCUUGAACUGGUUGCAAAUUGUUGAUUUCGAUCUGCUCUA